AUGGCAUCGUCGACUAGGAACGGUCGCCAACCCGACUUGCCUGUGACACAGCCUGCCUCGUCCGUCCAUCUCCCUGCCGUCAACACCGUCAACACCGUCACGGCCGAGGCCAGCUCUAGCGCAAGUGCCCCACCUCGACCGUCUCGAACGAGCUCGGCGACCGUCAGCGCGGCGCUCCUGCGCGACUAUGCUCUGCACAUAGAGCCAUCGCAAACACACCACGAAAUGUCCUUGCACGAAACCGCUCCCCAGACAGUCGACGAUCCGACGUGUUGUGCUCUGAAGAGCGGUCCACCGACCGAGGAAGCUGCGGGCGUACAGCUGGCACCCUCGAACCUUCGGCGUUUCCACCAAAAGUCCAUCGGCGGACCUCGGUCAUUAUCUACAGACUGUAUACCCAGGCAGACCAUCAUGAAAGCCUUGGCUUCGCGCCCCUGUCUGCCCAGCAACAGCUCCAAUCCAGGCUUCACCAAUCCUUGGGCCAGUCUCAUACCCACGAACACGACGACGACGGAAGCAGCAGCUUCCGCAACGUCAUCAGAGGAGAGAGAGCGCCGAAGUAGCAACGCCUCCUCUCGAAAGCUAUCAAAUGCGUUGUCAAGUCUACAGAUCAGUGGAUAUUUGGAACGAUCCCCUUCGACCGCGCGGUUGAUGCUCCAGACUCCGUGUUAUUUCCAUCAGCGUUUCGAUGACGCUGUGAAUAUCAAGAAGGUGCUGGAGGAGAUCGCGGAUGAUGAGUGGUUGUCGCAUUCCCGUCUGGUGCAGACGGCAACGGGUGUUCGUGAAGUCUCUAAGCAACUACAGCGUCGGCCCAUCAAACGCGCCGUGAGAACGAUCAUGAUCGUGACCAAGGCACGAGACAAUAGUCUAGUACAUCUGACCCGUCAAGUGGCGGAGUGGCUGCUGGUAACCCCGCGAUAUGGAAACGAUCUUGGGAUCAAUGUAUACGUCGAUGCGAAAUUGCGGAAUUCAAAACGAUUUGACGCCGCGGAUCUCAUUGAGAAGGAGCCGCGAUUUGCUCAAAUGCUCCGUUUCUGGACCCCCGAUCUCUGCUGGACAUCCCCGGAAAAAUUCGACUUGGUCCUGACGCUCGGGGGUGACGGCACUGUUCUGUUCACCUCCUGGUUGUUCCAGCGUGUGGUGCCGCCAGUGUUGUGCUUCUCGCUAGGAAGUCUCGGCUUCUUGACCAACUUUGAAUUCGCCGAGUACAAGACUCAUCUCAAUGCCGUCAUGGGCGAUGUUGGCAUGCGGGUCAAUCUACGCAUGCGGUUCACAUGCACUGUCUUUCGGAAAGACCGAAGUAAGGGAGCUGAAGCUGAUGCUGUAGAAGAAGGGGAGCAAUUCGAGGUCUUGAACGAAUUGGUGAUCGAUCGAGGCCCGUCCCCGUAUGUCUCGAAUCUCGAGCUGUACGCCGAUAAUGAGCUUCUGACCGUCGUGCAAGCCGACGGUUGCAUCUUUUCCACUCCCACUGGGUCCACUGCAUAUUCCUUGUCCGCUGGCGGCUCGCUCAUGCACCCAUCCAUUCCUGGCAUCCUUCUGACUCCCAUCUGUCCUCAUACUCUCUCCUUCCGCCCCAUGGUUCUCUCCGACUCCCACCUCUUGCGCAUUGCCGUUCCCAAUGCCUCUCGAUCUACAGCCUAUUGCUCCUUUGACGGCAAGGGCCGCGUUGAGCUUCGACAGGGCGACUAUGUCACCGUCGAAGCCAGCCAGUACCCAUUCCCGACCGUGGUCUCUGACAGCGGCGAGUGGUUCACCAGCGUUCAACGAGCCCUUCGUUGGAAUACACGCGGUGCUGUGCAAAAAAGCUGGGAUGGCGGAGACGGGGCCGACGCGGAAGAUGACUGGGACAUUGACACUGAUGCUGGACUCACCGGUACAGACAGUGGACUUGGUCCCAGUGAGGACGGAGACUCUGUCUCGCCCAAUCCAAUGCGGCGCCAGAUGAGUCUCUUGAACAUGUGA
Molecule: messenger RNA, 1962 nt
Organism: Penicillium diatomitis
Lineage: Eukaryota; Fungi; Ascomycota; Eurotiomycetes; Eurotiales; Aspergillaceae
Product: putative NAD+ kinase Utr1
Exons: 1
Coding region: 1-1962 (653 amino acids)
Biological process (GO): NADP+ biosynthetic process; NAD+ metabolic process
Molecular function (GO): NAD+ kinase activity
Source: RefSeq, a predicted model, not a curated record